UCUAACUACCACAAAUGAUAAAGAUGAAUUAUAUGACAAUUUUGGUAUAUAUGGAAGAGAAAAAUAGUGUGUGGAUCGGCGUGGUGUUAUGGUAGCGGCGGCGCCCUGUGUCUUCCUUCAGCAAGUCCAAAACAACAGGACCACAAUGGCCAAGAGGACCAAGAAGGUGGGGAUUGUCGGCAAGUACGGCACCCGCUAUGGCGCUUCGCUGCGUAAGAUGAUCAAGAAGAUGGAAAUCACACAGCACAAGAGGCACAUUUGCACCUUCUGCGGCAAGGAGGCAAUGCGACGUGUGGUGACUGGCAUCUGGUCCUGCAAGCCCUGCCGCCGCACUGUGGCUGGCGGCGCCUACACCUACUCUACUGUCGCUGCCGCUGGUGUGAGGUCGUUCAUCAGGAGGAACAAGGACCUGAAAGAGAAGGAGGCUGCGUAAAUAAAGGAUAUUGAAGGAU
Molecule: messenger RNA, 452 nt
Organism: Portunus trituberculatus (swimming crab)
Lineage: Eukaryota; Metazoa; Arthropoda; Malacostraca; Decapoda; Portunidae
Gene: RpL37A
Product: 60S ribosomal protein L37a-like
Exons: 3
Coding region: 89-433 (114 amino acids)
Biological process (GO): translation
Cellular component (GO): ribosome
Molecular function (GO): structural constituent of ribosome
Source: RefSeq, a predicted model, not a curated record